Messenger RNA from Candidozyma pseudohaemuli, 1029 nucleotides. It is a transcript of the gene STD1, whose product is annotated as Std1p. The transcript has a single exon. The coding region runs from base 1 to 1029 and encodes 342 amino acids. Lineage: Eukaryota; Fungi; Ascomycota; Pichiomycetes; Serinales; Metschnikowiaceae. The record is from RefSeq and is a predicted model, not a curated record.
AUGUUCGGCGUGCCUGCCCGGAAAAACUCCCAGGCGUCCCUGCCGCCCUCCCAGUUCCGAGAUUCCGCCAGAAACGCUAUCUACCAGCAGCUCCCUCUGCAAUCUCUAGGACACAGUUCGGCCACUUCUGUCCGUUCAGCUCCUUCCCAAUUCAAGCAUCUCCAUAAUCUGCAUCUGCUGCACCGGCUGCUGGCACUGAGUGUAUUUUCGUGGGGGAAAAGGUCCGUCAGAUCAGCACCCUCGAUAUACCUGUCCUCAACAGCCACGAUCCCCGAAGACGCUGAACAAACUACGACUACUGUUGAACAGUUGAUCAACGAUAUUGCCUUGCAUGAGAGCUACGCUCAAGACCAGUUUGCUCAGUCAAAGCUGCUGCACGACUAUCCCGAGACAGACGACGACCUGGAAAUGUACAAGAUCUCCUUGGGCUCAGAGCUUCAAUAUCAAAACGUGCCGGAGUCUUUGGUGGACUGGAACCUCAACGUGACCCGCUGUAAACUCAUGCUCAACCAUAUGCCCAUGGUGUCGUCAUCUCCAGAUAUCUCAUACUCCGACCAGCAGCUUCCUCAACUAGUCGGCGAUCUUGCACAAAUCUGUCAGAUUGUGCUCCUCCAGCCUCAUAUUUCCGAUAAGGAGCUUAUUUAUACGCUCUACUCACUGAACUUAUACACGGAGCACAAGCUUGACAGUCUGUUCAAAAAGUCUGUGGCAGAGAUCUCUGUCAAACAGUCCAGACUACUACAAAUAAACCAGCCCAAAAGACAGCUUCCUUCACCUCCCAUUACGCAAGGCGAUCAGUCCCACCUCACCUUUCAAUAUAAGGAAAUCGCUGUGAGAAAUUACUUGGUCAACCUAGCUGCUGCUGCUACAACCGCCUACGAAUACAAGGUCAAGAGCGACAAUAUCAAAAAGGAGCUCAAGCUGCAGCUGGCCAAUGGUGAAAAGAAGAAGUUGACCAAAGACGCAAAGAAACUUUUGUGGGACGAGGUGCGUCUGGAUGUGUUCCGCCGGGCUGGUUUAGAGGAAUAG